AUGGCCGGGGACGGCGCGGUGGGGACGGCGGACAUCACCGCUCGAGCGGAGGCGGUGCUCGCGCGAUGUCGCCAGCUGGGCGUGCAGCCGGCCCAGCUGCGCCGGCUGACCGGCUACGGCCGUCUGCUGACGGAGGGUGCUGAGCUGAGUGACUGCGGGAGCCGACGGCGGCGCUGGGUGCUGCCGGCCUCGCUGGCGCUGCUGGUGGCCGUGCUGCUGCAGCAGCAGCUCUAUACGGUGGCCGGCCUGUCGCGGCUGCUCUUCAAGCUGGAGGGCAUCAGCGAGCACGCCGAACAGUGUACGAUAGAGAUGCCUCCGAUGAUGGCCGACCUGACCACGGCCCCGGUCAACUGCUCCAUGUGCGCCGAUAUCGACCGGGUCGACAGAGUCUCCAACAUCACACCGGAGGAGUUCGAGCAAAAGUACGCCUACUCGGGCCGGCCGGUGGUGGUCACCGACGGAACCGCCAACUGGACGGCACCGCGCGUCUUCAACUUCAACUUCUUCAAGAAGCUGUACGGCCCCAGCUCGCCCGUCAUCGAGAGCACCGACAACAGGGGCUGCCAGUUCUUCCCCUACAAGACUAAUUUCCGAUCGCUGCGGGAGGUGUUCUCCAUGUCCCAGGACCGAGCUGACAUGAAGCCGGGAGAGAAGCCGUGGUAUAUCGGAUGGUCCAACUGCGACUCGGCGGCGGCCAACGAGCUGCGCCGUCACUACAGCCGGCCGUACUUCCUGCCCGACACCUCAGAGUCCAGCCGACUGGACUGGAUCUUCAUGGGAACGCCCGGCUUCGGCGCCCACAUGCACAUCGACCACGUGCGGAACCCGUCGUGGCAGGCCCAGUUGCACGGCCAGAAGCUGUGGACGCUGCAGCCGCCGCCCGAGUGUCAGAGCGUGUGCCGUCGGAUGGAGACCACCGUCAACCCGGGAGAAAUCAUUGUGCUGGACACCAACAUCUGGUACCACAUGACGACCAUCGUCUCCGACGUCAUCAGCAUCACCAUCGGCUCCGAGUACGACUGAGACGUCACUGGACGUCAUCGGACGUCAUCGAGGAUCAUCAGACACGCCAUUGGGUGUCAUCACUCCUCGCGAGGCGUCACCAGAUUGUCAGCUUACGUCCUGACAGUGAUGUUAGAGUAGGAGGCUGAGGU
Molecule: messenger RNA, 1154 nt
Organism: Amphibalanus amphitrite
Lineage: Eukaryota; Metazoa; Arthropoda; Thecostraca; Balanomorpha; Balanidae
Exons: 7
Coding region: 1-1023 (340 amino acids)
Source: RefSeq, a predicted model, not a curated record